AUGAAAACUGAACGUGCUAGUGAGAAAAAAGUAACUAAACCUAAGGCGAGGAAAGAGGCCGGCGGUACUCGAAUGGGCGAUAGGGUCAUUGAAAAGGCAGUGGAGGACGCUGUGAAGGAGCAACGUAUUGUUGAAGUGGGAGAUUUCCUGGAGGACUCUUUGACUAUGCGAUUGCUGAAUUCAGUGUUGAAUCGAUCGGGCAGGAGGUUCCUAGAAGAUGUGCUUUAUGAGGCGGUUGACUCGAUUAAUAGGGAUGUGAGAUCGCGUGAGGAGCCGAUCAUCGCCGAGGAAGGAGUCCAAGUCACGUAUGAGAGAAGGCAGCAGUAG
Molecule: messenger RNA, 327 nt
Organism: Perkinsus marinus ATCC 50983
Lineage: Eukaryota; Perkinsozoa; Perkinsida; Perkinsidae
Exons: 3
Coding region: 1-327 (108 amino acids)
Source: RefSeq, a predicted model, not a curated record